Durio zibethinus is the source of this 2910-nucleotide messenger RNA. The record is from RefSeq and is a predicted model, not a curated record. Lineage: Eukaryota; Viridiplantae; Streptophyta; Magnoliopsida; Malvales; Malvaceae.
CAUUCCUAUUUGUUUUUUUAAAUUCCAACAUUAUUGACCUGGUUCUUACUGUUAAUCGCUCGCAAUUGUACGAAAAAACACCAAUGGUGUUUCAAAAGCAAGAAAAAGAACAGGUUUCCAGUUCAGUUUACUGAGUGAUCAGUGCUUGCAUUGUCGCAAUCCGGUUUCUAAUGAUGAUGUGUCAAUAUGAAUAGGAGGAAGUUAGCAUACGAGAGACAUCAGACCACGGCGGACUCGGAGACGCCAGGGACGCCGGCAUCACCACUGACAUCAUCGUCGCCGAUACACCGCCACGGACGGUCGGGAUCAAGCUACGCAAGCAUGGGGAACAUGAAGAAAGCGCAAACGAAAGCGGCGGCUCAAAGGCUGGCGGCCGUUAUGGCACACCAGCAAAGCGUGGAGGGUGAUGAUGAUGAUGAUGAUGACCAGCUUGAUUAUAAUAACAUUAAUGGCACGGGAGGCAUUGGACUCGCUGGUGGAAGAGCAACUCGUGCUCGUUCUCCUAUGAACAAAAACAUGGCUCAAAGGCGAGUUCCGCAGGCAAUGACACAACAACUAGCUGAUGAGGACAAUGAUGAGGAUGACAUUUUAGUGACUGGCACGCCAAGUAUAGGGCUUGGUGGUGGAAGAGCAAUGCAGUCACGCUCUCCUAUGCACAAAAACAUGCCUCAAAGGCGAGCUCCAGUAGUGAUGACACAACAACCAGCUGAUGAGGAUGGACUUUUAGUCAGUGGCACAGCUAGCAUAGGUCUCGCUGGUGGAAGGGCAAUGCGGUCACAGUCUCCUGCAAACAAAAACAUAGCUCAAAGGCGAGCACCACAACAACCAUCUGAUGAGGACAAUGAUGAUGAUGACCUUUUAGUGACUGGUACCUCAAGCAUAGGGCUCGCAGGUGGAAGGGCUAUGCAGUCACGCUCUCCUGCGACUAAAAACAUAACUCAGAAGCGGCUGCCACAAGUUACUACACGGAAAGCAUCUGAUAAGGGCGAUGAUGAGGAUGACCUUUUAGUUAGUGGCAGAGCAAGCAUUGGUAUUGCUCGUGGUAGGGCAAUGCAGUCACGCCCUUCUAUGGCCAAAACUAUGGCUCAAAGGCCUGUGCAACAAGUAGCACAGCAACCAGGUGAUGAGGACAAUGAUGUGGAUGACCUUGCAAAUAAUAAUAGUUCAGCGAGUGGCACAGCAACCAUUGGACUUGCUUGUGGAAAAGCAAUACGUUCAUCUUCUCCCUCGUCAGUUCAUAUCAAUCAGGAUCAACCACCAUCUACACAUUCCACACCAGGCAGUCAAACCUCUCUAUCUGUCAACAAUAUGGAGCAACCAUUAUCAUCUUAUUCAAGUGGCCAACCAUCUCACUCUAUCAGCUCUGUGGAGCAACCCAUGUCUCCUUAUUCCAUUUCAGGCGGACAACCAUCUCUGCAGAGUUCUGCAGAACAGCCAACUGCUGGCCGGUUAUCUCCAUUAACCAGAUCCAUAGAGCAACCUUUAUCUGCUCGUUCCACAGCAUCAGGUCGCCAACAUUUAGGAGUCAAGGCAGUUCCUGUGAUACCUCAUACAGUGCCUAUGCCACUGAAGCCAACCUCAUCUGUUAGUUCAACAGAGGCUUCAACUGAUAAUCGGAGAGAUAAACGAUUGUCUUCAGAUUUUGGGAGUAUGAGCAGCUUGAAAGAUAGGGGAAGACAGCAGUCUACUUCUGCUUUACAAGAUGAGCUUGAUAUGCUACAGGAUGAAAAUGAAAGUUUAAUUGAAAAGCUUCAACUUGCAGAGGAGAGGUGUGAGGAAGCAGAAGCAAGAGCUCAGCAGCUUGAGAAACAGAUUGCUAAUCUUGGAGAAGGUGUAACUUUAGAAGCACGUCUUUUAAGCAGGCAAGAGGCAGCCCUGCAGGAAAGGGAGGCUGCUUUAAGAACUGCAACGCAAACUCAUGGUGGUAUACCCGAACAGAUUGCUUCUCUUCGGACAGAGGCUGAGAUCGCCAGAGAUGAAGCAACAUCUGCCUUAGAUAAGCUCCAUGAAGCGGAGUGUGAAAUGAAAUCUCUGCAAACAGUAACUCAAAGGAUGAUGCUGACUGAGGAAGAGAUGGAAGAGGUUGUUUUAAAGAGAUGCUGGCUUGCUCGUUAUUGGAUUUUAUGUGUGGAACAUGGUAUUCAGGCAGAGAUAGCUGGGGCAAAACAUGAAUAUUGGUCAUCAUUUGCUCCUCUUCCCGUUGAAAUAGUAUUAGCUGCUGGGCAAAGAGCCAAAGAGGAGGAAUCUUCAUCGAACAAUGAUUUAGAAGAAAGAGAAAAGGUCCUGCAAGACUUUGGUGCACUAUCUGGAGAGAGAAAUGUUGAAAGCAUGCUUUUAGUUGAGAAAGGUCUAAGGGAACUGGCUUUAUUUAAGGUAGAGGAUGCAGUUGCAUUUGCAAUGGCUAAAAAUCGACGCCAGAAUUUGCUAAAAACUGAUGAGGUGAAACUACCAACUGAGGGUCAAUUUGAGGCAUUUGAAUUGAGCCAAGAGGAGUCUGAAGAUGUUCGUUUUAAGCAGUCUUGGCUAAUUUAUUUCUGGAGGAGGGCAAUGAACCAUGGAGUGGAACCUGACAUUGCAGAAGAACGUUUACAGUCAUGGAUCAACCGCAGCUCACGUCUCUCCACUUCACAGGAUGCAGUUGAUGUUGAGCGUGGCCUUAUGGAGCUGAGGAAGUUAGGCCUUGAGUCCCAAUUAUGGAGGACAUCAAGGCAAGGAUUGGAGCUUGCUUCCACCACCAGGCUGCAUAUUGAGACAAAUUUCUGACACAAAAGUUUCGUAACUAUUGCUGGAAAUUUUUCUUUCAUUCAUUACAUGGCCAGAACCUUUCUUUGAGGAGGCAUCGUCUAUAGUAAUAUAUUGAGAGUUACUGCAAAAAAUUUUGUAAUAUUUGCACUCUUGAAAAUGUAAGAC